This is a messenger RNA of Anneissia japonica, 1862 nucleotides long. RefSeq lists its product as uncharacterized. The transcript is spliced from 7 exons. NCBI's taxonomy places the organism in Eukaryota, Metazoa, Echinodermata, Crinoidea, Comatulida, Comatulidae. The coding region runs from base 131 to 754 and encodes 207 amino acids. The record is from RefSeq and is a predicted model, not a curated record.
AUAGAAUUCGUCACCUGGGAGGCCUAGCCAAGGCCUAGUGAAAAAACACGGAAAUUCAAGAAUCCAUGUGUUUAAAUACUAUACAGGGAAUAGAAUUAACAAUGUCAGUAAUAUUUAAGGUAUUAUAACUAUGAAUUCUGUGGCUGAAAACAUUGACUCUCUUGGCAAACAUUUACUUGGUUCUACACUGCUUGGCCCACAUCUGGUCCAGCCUGUUAUUACCGUUGCAGAGUGUAAACGCCGUUUGAAGACAUGUGCAUAUAACAGUCUUUUUCGAUAUCAACCAGGGCCGCAUAGUGCAACCAAAAUAGUGCGCAACGAAGGGGGAUUUAGUGUUUAUGAGAACUUGCUGGUGAAUGUUUACAAAUUGAGGGAAAGACGAUUGUAUGAUGGCGCUAGCCGACUGGAGGAGCUCGUUGAAAAGCUUGCUGCAAAAGUUGAAGAUCUUAAUACAGAAACAAAAGCUCUUUUACAAUUACUCUUGUUGUUGGCUGGUAGUGAAGAAACAGUGGCAGAAGUACCUAUUGGCCACAAACCUCUUAGGUUACCAAUUUCUACGCAUGUAAACAAGAACAAGGUGAGGUUGCCAGGUGGACCCGUCUUUCAUGGAGAUUCUUGUCAGGUGCAUGAUAUUCAGCUUAAUGGCUAUCCACACUAUUCUAGACUUCUUUAUUACCUCUUAUUCUGUUCAACUCAUGUACAGCAGUCCGUCUUGCUUGGAUCAGCAGAUCUUCUCGUGCCUUCUCCAACCUAACUUCCUGAACAAAAACCAAAGCAUAUCAAACAAUGGCAGCAGAGUCCAUGCAAUGCAGGGGUAGAAUAUGAAAAAGUUUGAAGCAAGUAGUAUGAACAAACAUUGAGAAUUCUAGGAAGAAUAUUGCAAACCUUGAUAGUCUUUAAGAAGAUCAUACAACAAGCAGAGUACUGCAGAGUAGAACAGAACAAGAGAACACAGAUGAGGAGGAGGCGGAGCUUAGUAUUUACUGUGUCAUCUGGUUUGCCGAGAACCAUCAGACAUUUUCAAAUAUGUUUAAAAAAGGUAUGAUCAAAUCUUUGACUUGUUAGUUAGAAAUCUUUCUUUAUUCUUGAUACUCAGUAUUUUUACACUGUUCUUCCCUGAGGUCCAGGGUAUUAUUUGUUUGUUGAUAAGAACUAAUCAAAGGGUCAAUCUUGAGUGAUCAUGAUAUACAGUUCUCUGUAAUACAUGAUUACACACUAUUGUGUACUGGAUAACAGUAGAACUAUACUACAAAGCACAUACCCUAUAUACAAUAUAUAGGGUCUGUGUACAAAGUAGGCCACAAAAAUGAAUAGCAAUUAUACUAUAAAGACAUCUAUACAGAUUUAGAUGAUUUAUUGUCAAAGUAUAUCAUGAAGAAAUAUAAAAUGGAAUUGGUUUGAAUGCAGGUUAACAUUUACAAAUAAAGGUAUAUAACAAAAGCUAAGCUUGCUGUUAAUUAUAUAUAGUAAUAACAAUUAUACUCUACAUACAUAUCAGAUUCAGAUAAUUUAUUGUCAAAGUGUACAUGAAAAUCUAUAAAUUUAUUAGGUUGUAUACAGAUUAAAUUUUUGAUGAAUGGAAAAAAAAAAGCCAAGCUUAACUACCUAAAUCAUAUACAGAGUAUUCCUUUUUAUGAUGAUGAAAUAAUAAAAUGCUUACAAACCCCCUUUUAAAUAUAUCCCUGUCCCACUACUUUGAAUCAGAUUAUUUACGCAGGUUUAUAAGAAAAAUUAAAUAUAUACCAAAAUAAUCAAUCUGACUCAGUGCAUCUUAUUCAUUUAAUGGAUGAAUGCCCAUAGGUGUAUUUAUAAUAUACACUCUGUUGUGUGCUUGUUAGGUUUUUUUAUACAGAAAAAAUAUA